Merops nubicus (carmine bee-eater) is the source of this 1374-nucleotide messenger RNA. RefSeq names its product leukocyte elastase inhibitor-like. Lineage: Eukaryota; Metazoa; Chordata; Aves; Coraciiformes; Meropidae. The transcript has 7 exons. Gene Ontology annotation, molecular function: serine-type endopeptidase inhibitor activity. Gene Ontology annotation, biological process: negative regulation of endopeptidase activity. The record is from RefSeq and is a predicted model, not a curated record. The coding region runs from base 1 to 1374 and encodes 457 amino acids.
AUGCCAUUUAUCAAGGGGAAGUCGUGUUUGACAAACCUGAUAGCCUUCUAUGAAGAAAUAACCAGGUGGAUAGAUGAUGGUAGUGCAGAGGAUGUGGUUUAUCUUGGUUUCAGUAAAGCAUUUGACACUGUCUCCCACAGCAUCCUUGCAGCUAAACUGAGAAAGCGUGUUCUGGAUGAUCAGGUCGUGAGGUGGAUUGUGAACUGGUUGAAGGAAAGAAGCCAGAGGGUUGUGGUCAAUGGGGCUGAGUGUAGCUGGAGGCCUGUAUCUAGUGGAGCCCCUCAGAGGCCGGUGCUCCAUAUCAGGAAGGAUACAGGAAGAAUGAGCCUUGGAUCUGAUCAUGAGAGCGCAGCCCCAGAAAUGGAGCUAGAUGAAAGCCAGGAGGUCCAGCCUUCCCUCUCACAGUGUAACAAAGAUGGGAACAUUAACCAUGGAGCAUUGCAGGCACUGCUUUUACAACUACAAAACCUUGGCGAAAGAUAUGUUUUAAUCCUGGGCAACAACCUCUUUAUACAACAAGGAUUUGAACUCCAGCAGAAAUAUCUGCUGUGCACUAAGGAACUGUAUGGAGCAAUGCUGCAAACAGUGGAUUUUCAUGGUGCUGUUGAAGCUGCCAGAAUAAAAAUUAACAGUUGGGUUGAAAGUGAGACACAAGGUAAAAUCAAGGAGCUCUUUGCUCCUGGUGUAAUCGAUGAACGUGCGUUGCUGGUGCUGGCAAGUGUGAUCUACUUCAAAGCACCCUGGGAACACAAGUUUGAGGAGCAAAAAACGGUGAAAAGAGAUUUUAAACUGAAUCAGCAUGAGAAAAAAACUGUGCAGAUGAUGUAUCAGAAAGGCACGUUUAAGUUAGGCUACAUUGAAGAAAUGAAUGCUCAAGUCCUUGAACUCCCUUAUGCUCAAAAGUCAUUGAGCAUGACCAUCCUGCUGCCAGGUGACAUGGCUGAUGGAUCCACCAGUGGGCUAGAGCAGAUUGAAAGCACAAUGACCUAUGAAAAUUUAACACUGUGGGCCUCUUCUGAGCACAUGUUUGAGACAACAGUGGAAGUGUACCUCCCCCGAUUCAAGCUUGAAAGCACCUUUAACCUCAAUGAGGUUUUACAAGAGAUGGGGAUGACUGACAUCUUCACUGAAUCGAAAGCUGAUCUUUCUGCAAUGUCACCUGCAAAAUCUCUGUUUCUGUCAAAUGUUGUCCACAAGACGUACAUGGAGGUCAAUGAGGAAGGCACCACAGCAGCAGGGGGAACAGGAGCUGCCAUCGUGAGGAGGUCUCUUCCUCGCACAGAGGUCUUUAUGGCUGACCACCCUUUCUUAUUCUUUAUUAGACACAAUGCUACCAAUACCAUCCUUUUUUUUGGCAAACUCUGCUUACCUUAA